GCCCCGGCGCUGGCAGCGAGGGCGAGUGACGGCGCGGCGGCAGCAGCCUCCGCCCGCCGGCUGGCCCACAGCGCACACAGCGGGCCGGCAGCCGGCACCAGCGCCGGCGAUGCGGAGGCGCCGCUGCUGCUGCUGGGGCCCGGCGGCGCUGCUGCUGCUGCCGCUGGGGCUGGGCAGCCUGCUCGCCGCCAAAGUGAACAAACACAAACCCUGGAUUGAGACGUCAUACCAUGGAAUCAUAACUGAGAACAACGACACUGUGAUUUUGGACCCUCCCCUGGUUGCUUUGGAUAAAGAUGCACCUGUUCCCUUUGCAGGUGAAAUUUGUGCUUUUAAAAUCCAUGGGCAAGAAAUGCCCUUCGAGGCCGUUGUGCUGAACAAGACAUCUGGAGAAGGUCGGCUUCGAGCAAGGAGUCCCAUUGACUGUGAGCUGCAGAAGGAAUACACAUUCAUCAUCCAGGCCUAUGACUGUGGGUCAGGACCAGGUGGAACAAACUGGAAGAAAUCUCACAAGGCAGUGGUCCAUAUCCAGGUGAAGGAUGUCAAUGAGUUCUCCCCAGCAUUCAAGGACAGUGUGUACAAGGCCUCAGUGACAGAGGGGAAGAUCUAUGACAGCAUCCUGCAGGUGGAAGCCACGGACGAGGACUGCUCCCCCCAGUUCAGCCAGAUCUGCAACUACGAGAUUGUCACCACAGACGUGCCCUUUGCUAUCGACAGGAACGGUAACAUCAGGAACACCGAGAAACUGAGCUAUGAUAAACAGCACCAGUAUGAGAUUAUGGUGACAGCUUUCGACUGUGGGCAGAAACGUGCAGCAGAAGAUGCCUUGGUACGAGUUAAUGUCAAACCUGUGUGCAAACCAGGCUGGCAAGACUGGAACAAACGGAUUGAAUACAGGCCGGGCUCUGGCAGCAUACCCUUGUUUCCCAGCAUCCACCUAGAGACGUGUGAUGGACCAGUGUCCUCAAUCCACACCACCAUUGAACUGCAGACCAAUUACAUCGGAAAGGGCUGCGAUCGUGAAACCUACUCGGAAAAAUCUCUGCAGAAAUUAUGUGGAGCUUCCUCAGGUGCCAUUGACCUGUUACCAUCUCCCAGUGCAACAACCAACUGGACAGCUGGGCUCCUCAUGGAUAGCAAUGACAUCAUUUUUAAAUUUGAUGGAAAGCAAGGAGCCAAAAUCCCAGAUGGAAUAGUCCCAAAAAAUUUAACUGAUCAAUUCACCAUCACUCUGUGGAUGAAACAUGGACCUAGUCCUGGAUUAAGAGCUGAGAAGGAGACUAUUCUCUGCAACUCUGACAAGACAGAGAUGAACCGGCACCACUACGCGCUGUACGUGCACAACUGCCGCCUCGUCUUCCUGCUGCGCAAGGACUUCGACCAGGCCGACACCUUCCGCCCCGCCGAGUUCCACUGGAAGCUCGACCAGAUCUGUGACAAGGAGUGGCACUACUACGUGGUGAACGUGGAGUUCCCCGUGGUGACGCUGUACAUGGACGGGACAACGUACGAGCCCUACCUGGUGACCAACGACUGGCCCAUCCACCCCUCCCACAUCGCCAUGCAGCUCACAGUGGGGGCUUGCUGGCAAGGAGGUGAAGUCACCAAGCCCAGGUUUGCUCAGUAUUUCCAUGGCAGCCUGGCCAGUCUGACAAUCCGGCCAGGGAAAAUUGAAAGUCAGAAAGUGAUUUCCUGUUUGCAGGCCUGCAAGGAAGGUCUCGAUAUUAAUUCUCUUGAGAGUCUUGGCCAAGGAAUAAAGUAUCACUUCAACCCUUCCCAGUCAGUCCUUGUCAUGGAAGGAGAUGACAUUAAGAAUAUAAAUCAAGCCCUCCGAAAAGUCUCAUACAUCAACUCCAGACAGUUUCCUACUUCAGGCAUACGACGUCUCAAAGUCUCAUCUAAAGUUCAAUGUUUUGGUGAAGAUGUCUGCAUUAGUAUCCCAGAUAUAGAUGCCUAUGUAAUGGUGUUUCAGGCCAAUGAGCCCAAGAUUACCAUAACUGGGAUGGACCACUUUGCUAGACCAGCUGCACAGUUUGAAAGUGAAAGAGGUGUUAUUUUGUUACCUGACAUCAGGAUUGUCAGCACAGUCACUAAAAUGGAGCAUUCAGUGGACUUCAGAGAACAUGACAGAGUCAAUAAGCAAGUGGUAUUAGAGGAAAUGCUCCACAACUUGGAUUUCUGUGAUGUUUUGGUCAUUGGUGCAGAACUAGACCCUGAACAAGAGUGUUUAGAACUAGAUAAUGGGGAGCUUCAAGGAAAACAUCUAGAUGCCACAAAUUCCACUGCAGGAUAUUCAAUCUAUGGAGUGGACAGCAUGUUCAGCUACGAGCAGGUGCUGCGACAGCUCCGCUACCGCAACUGGGGCACCUCGGCCACCGCGGACAGGAAGUUCAGGGUCAAGUGCUCCGAGCUCAAUGGGCGCUACACCAGCAACGAGUUCAACCUGGAGGUUAAUAUUCUACACAGUUCCAACUCCAACUUCAUGGACCAUGUAAAUCACAUGAUAGUUCAGCCUCAAUUUCUCCAGUCUGUUCAGCACCCUGAGGGGAGUGUAAGUGCAGUUCACAGCUCAGUGGUUCCCAGCGUGGCCACGCUGGUGGUCAUCACCUGUGUGAGCGUGCUGGUGCUGGUGGUCACGCUGGGCGUGCUGCGGCUGCGCACGGCCCGGCAGCACAGCGCCGCGGGCCACGAGGGAGCCAAGGACGGCGACAUGGACUGGGACGACUCUGCUCUCACCAUCACCGUCAACCCCAUGGAGAAAUAUGAAAAGCCACACCAGACAGAAGAGGAGAGUGAGGAAGAAGACAUAGACGAUGAAGAGGAAGACACAACCAGUGCUGAAUCAGAUGAUAGUGAAGAGGAUGAAGAGGAGGAGGAAGUAAUUGUCCAAAAGGGAGACAAACAGAAUUCCACCAGGCAAGAGCAGUUGGAGUGGGAUGAUUCAACACUCCCCUACUAACAAACAGCCCUCCAGCCACAGCUCUUUUGUAACAACCAAUACAAUGUUUUUUCAGAGUCUAUGACA
This is a messenger RNA of Oenanthe melanoleuca, 3025 nucleotides long. RefSeq names its product calsyntenin 2 (gene CLSTN2). The record is from RefSeq and is a predicted model, not a curated record. NCBI's taxonomy places the organism in Eukaryota, Metazoa, Chordata, Aves, Passeriformes, Muscicapidae. The coding region runs from base 110 to 2959 and encodes 949 amino acids. Gene Ontology annotation, biological process: homophilic cell-cell adhesion; positive regulation of synaptic transmission; positive regulation of synapse assembly. Gene Ontology annotation, molecular function: calcium ion binding; amyloid-beta binding; X11-like protein binding. Gene Ontology annotation, cellular component: cell surface; postsynaptic membrane. The transcript is spliced from 17 exons.